AUGGCGGCGGGCUCGGAUCUGCUGGACGAGGUCUUCUUCAACAGCGAGGUGGACGAGAAAGUGGUGAGCGACCUGGUGGGCUCGCUCGAGUCGCAGCUGGCGGCCAGCGCGGCCCACCACCACCACCUGGCGCCGCGCACGCCCGAGGUGCGGGCCGCGGCCGCCGGCGCGCUCGGAACCAUGUUGUGAGCGGCAGCCGGCCGAGCCGGGGCGCGGGCGGCCGCCCCCGCCGAGGGCGCGCCCGAGCGCGCGGACCGCCCCGCAGGUAGAGCGCGGCCGGGGGCGGGGGCGCGCGCCGCGCCCUCACCGCGCCGCCCCUUGUCCCGCAGGCCGCGCCGCCCGCCCGAAGCUGAGCCGCCGCCCGAGGCAGCGCGGGCCUGCGCCGCCCCGCCCGCGCCGCGGGGCCCGAGCCCGCGCCGCCCCGCCAAGCGCCGGCCCGCCGCGCUGGCCGCCGCGCCGCCGGGCCCGCCGGCCCGGCCCGGCAAGCCCGCCGGCCCCGGCGCCGCGCAAACUUUGAAUGGGAGCGCCGCGCUGCUGAACUCGCACCACGCCGCCGCACCUGCUGUCAGCCUGGUCAACAACGGGCCCGCGCCGCCGCCGCUGCCCAAGCCCGCCGCCCCCGGCACUGUCAUCCAGACGCCCCCCUUCCUGGCCGCCGCGCCCCCCGCGCCCGCCGCGCCCUCGCCCCCGCCGCCCCGCGCCGCCGCCCGCCGCCCGCCCCUGCGCCCUGCCGGCCGCCGGCCACCGCCGGACCCGGCCGCCGCCCCCGCCGCGCGCCGCCGCGCCAGAACGGGGGCAGCGCCGCGCGCCCCCGCCCGCCCGCCGCCGGGGCCCGCAGGGCAGCGGCCAGCCCGGCCCGGCGCGCCGCCGCGCCGCCCGCGCGGGGUCAAGGCCGAGUCGCCCAAGACCGUGGUGCAGGCGGCGCCCCCGCCGGCGCAGACCCUGGCGGCCGGCGGCCCGGCCAGCAGCGCGGCCGGCAUGAUCCUCGGGCCAACUAUGCAAGGGGCGCUGCCCGGCCCCGCCGUCCCGCCGCCCCGCCCGGACCCCGGGCUGCCCAAAGGCGCGGCGGGCGCCGCGACCCAGAGCCCCCGCACGCCCGCGGCCACCACCGGCGGGAUCCGAGCCAUGACGCCCACCGUGCUGGCCCCGCGCCUGCCGCAGCCGCCGCAGAACCCGACCAACAUCCAGAACUUCCAGCUGCCCCCAGGAAUGGUCCUCGUGCGGAGUGAGAAUGGGCAGUUGCUGAUGAUCCCCCAGCAAGCCCUGGCCCAGAUGCAAGCUCAGGCCCACGCCCAGGCCCAGCCUCAGACCACCAUGGCGCCCCGCCCCGCCACCCCCACAAGUGCCCCCCCUGUCCAGAUCUCCACCGUGCAGGCACCUGGGACACCCAUCAUUGCACGGCAGGUGACCCCAACUACCAUAAUCAAGCAAGUGUCUCAGGCUCAGACGACGGUGCCCCCCCCAACCACACUGCAACGCUCACCCGGGGUCCAGCCCCAGCUUGUUCUCGGUGGUGCUGCCCAGACGGCUUCACUCGGGACGGCGACGGCUGUUCAGACGGGGACACCUCAGCGGACGGUCCCAGGGGCGACCACCACCUCCACAGCUGCCACGGAAACUAUGGAAAAUGUGAAGAAAUGUAAAAACUUUCUAUCUACGUUGAUAAAACUGGCUUCGUCUGGGAAACAGUCCACGGAGACGGCAGCGAAUGUGAAAGAGCUCGUGCAGAACUUACUGGACGGGAAAAUGGAAGCGGAGGACUUCACCAGCAGGUUAUACCGGGAACUCAAUUCUUCGCCUCAGCCUUACCUCGUGCCUUUCCUGAAGAGGAGCUUACCCGCCUUGAGACAGCUGACGCCCGACUCAGCGGCCUUCAUCCAGCAGAGCCAGCAGCAGCCGCCACCCACCUCGCAGGCCACCACCGCGCUCACGGCCGUGGUGCUGAGUGGCUCGGUCCAGCGCACGGCCGGCAAGACGGCGGCCACCGUGACCAGCGCCCUCCAGCCUCCCGUGCUCAGCCUCGCCCAGCCCACGCAGGUGGGCGUCGGCAAGCAGGGGCAGCCCACACCGCUGGUGAUCCAGCAGCCUCCGAAGCCAGGAGCCCUGAUCCGGCCCCCGCAGGUGACGUUGACGCAGACGCCGAUGGUCGCCCUGCGGCAGCCUCACAGCCGGAUCAUGCUCACCACGCCCCCACAGAUCCAGCUGAACCCGCUGCAGCCAGUCCCCGUGGUGAAACCUGCCGUGCUGCCCGGAACCAAAGCCCUCUCUGCCGUCUCGGCGCAAGCAGCUGCUGCUCAGAAAAGCAAACUGAAGGAGCCCGGGGGAGGUUCGUUUCGGGACGAUGAUGACAUUAAUGAUGUUGCGUCAAUGGCUGGCGUAAACCUCUCAGAAGAAAGUGCAAGAAUAUUAGCCACAAACUCUGAAUUAGUGGGCACGUUAACACGGUCCUGUAAAGACGAAACCUUCCUCCUCCCAGCGCCUUUACAGAGAAGAAUAUUAGAAAUAGGUAAAAAACACGGCAUAACAGAGUUACACCCAGACGUAGUAAGUUAUGUGUCACACGCCACACAACAAAGGCUACAGAACCUUGUAGAGAAGAUAUCGGAGACAGCUCAGCAAAAGAACUUCUCUUACAAGGACGAUGACAGAUACGAGCAGGCGAGUGAUGUCCGGGCCCAGCUCAAAUUCUUCGAACAGCUUGAUCAAAUCGAGAAACAGAGGAAGGAUGAGCAGGAACGGGAGAUCCUGAUGCGGGCGGCCAAGUCUCGAUCCCGACAAGAAGACCCAGAACAGUUACGGUUGAAACAGAAGGCGAAAGAGAUGCAGCAGCAGGAACUGGCGCAGAUGAGACAGCGAGACGCCAACCUCACGGCGCUGGCAGCCAUCGGGCCCAGGAAAAAGAGGAAAGUGGAUGGUCCUGGACCGGGACCGGGCACGGAGGGGUCGGGCCCGGGCUCGGUGGUCCCCGGCGGCUCCGGCGUCGGAACCCCCCGGCAGUUCGCAAGGCAGCGCAUCACGCGGGUCAACCUCAGGGACCUCAUAUUCUGUUUAGAGAACGAGCGCGAGACAAGCCAUUCACUGCUGCUCUACAAAGCGUUCCUCAAGUGACGCGGGACGGCACGGCGCGUGCAGACGCCUGGGACGCUUUUAUAUGUUUGCAGAUUACGCCUUUUUGUAACAAGCAAAUGGGAUAUUGUUUAAAAAACAGCCACCUCUUUACAAUGGAACAGUUUUAUAUUCCUGUUUCUAAAUCAACUCUUCAGUAUGAAAGAAAAUACGUUUCUGUAACCGAGAGAACACAAAGGCCUGUGGAUACUCUUAAGGACAAUUAAAUCUUAACUCAUCUUUGAUUGAGUGGCCUUCUUGCCAAACAAGCCAUAUAUAAAGACUGAUGGAUCGUUUAGCAAAUAAUUAGCUGCCCUCUGUCAACGCGUAGCAGUUUCCACAUUGUCUGUGCAUCUCGUUUUAGUUCCGCCCAACUUUCCACGUAGGUGUCUGUCUGCCGUCGGCGACCUCAUUUCAUUUAUUUUAUUUUUGUGAAGUCAGUUGGCAAAGCAAACUGAUUUUUAGACUAUUUAUCUCCCCCGCCCCGCCCCAGUUCAGAGUCCUCGAGGAGCACGCGAGUCACCGCAGCGCCGUGGCCUGGGAGCAGCCACGCUCCCGCCCGGCCGGCCGCGCCGCGGCUCCCGGAGUGUGCGGUCGGCGCCUGUACAGACGCGUUUAUUUGCUGUAGUUUGUAAAGCUGUAAAGUUAAAGAGAUGAGAACCUUUUCAGCAUAAAUAUAUUUUACUUGCACUGUGUUUUUUAGCUAAAGUGAAAACUUAGAUUAAAUAAAAUCAAAGUUGAGAAGAAUCAUCAAAGACUGUUUCUCAGUGUGAAUCAAGUGUUGGAAAACGGUGUAUUUUGUCGGUGACUGUACAAACUCUGGCACAGGACGCAGAUGGCUAUGUAAACUAUAAUUAUUUUGCUAAGAGACUGUAUGCAAGCCCGCCAGCCCCGCCGGGCCCAGGGCAAAGCCCCUUCUUUGUACCUAUUUUUUUAUUACAAAUAUACUAAUUGGUUCUUUAUAUUUUCAGAGGUUAUUGUAUGAGAUUGUCUAUCAAUAGUACUUUUAUGACUGUAAAUACUCUGCUCUCUCCGUGUGAGUUCUCACCUAGACUUUGAUUCGCGCGUGCGAACUGAACGCUGAUCAGUAUUUUUAUCAACACCCAGGAACUGUUACACCUUUUAUUUUGUCUUUUAGGAAAUCCCCGUCUUUCCAUUUUUUCAUGUAAAUUUUGCACAGUUACUUGUUCAUAUGUAAAUAUUUUACUUUCAAAAAUGAAGUUUUUAAUUGCUAUUGUUUUAUAUAGGAUUGAAAGAAAAUUAACUCCUUUAUUAAAAACAAAUUUAUCUGUA
Molecule: messenger RNA, 4398 nt
Organism: Microcebus murinus (gray mouse lemur)
Lineage: Eukaryota; Metazoa; Chordata; Mammalia; Primates; Cheirogaleidae
Gene: TAF4
Product: TATA-box binding protein associated factor 4
Biological process (GO): transcription initiation at RNA polymerase II promoter; DNA-templated transcription
Cellular component (GO): transcription factor TFIID complex
Molecular function (GO): DNA binding; protein heterodimerization activity; RNA polymerase II general transcription initiation factor activity
Source: RefSeq, a predicted model, not a curated record